ACCCUACGUUCACUCCCGGGUUGCGGGGCUGCCAUGGCGGCUGUGCGGGACGUGGAGAUCGAUCCUGAUGGCACGUUCAAGUACAUCCUGGUGCGGCUGCAGCGGCCUGGCGGCGGGGAGCAGCGCGACAUCGUGCGCGGCACCAAGGCGGCCGAGUUCCACAAUCACAUCUUUGAGAAAGUAAAUCCUGAGAUGGAGAAGCUGGGAUACGAGUGCAAGUGCCUUGGAGGAGGGAAAAUUGAUCAUAAUAGCAAAGAGAAGAAAAUUAGGGUGUUUGGGCUGUCUACAGGCUAUGGAAAAGCAGAUCAUUCGGUGACUGUAGAGAUACUGAAAAAAGUGUACACAGAUUAUGAAAUUACAUGGUCAGAUGACAAGAAAUAAAUUGGCUAUUUAUGAAUGUGACAAGCAGUUCAAAUCUGGAAACUUUCUGUGAGUUGUGCUUCAAUAAAUAGAAUGGAAUGUAUGUUAUCAUGAA
Messenger RNA from Tympanuchus pallidicinctus (lesser prairie-chicken), 475 nucleotides. Its product is annotated as 14 kDa phosphohistidine phosphatase-like. The transcript is spliced from 3 exons. The coding region runs from base 34 to 381 and encodes 115 amino acids. The record is from RefSeq and is a predicted model, not a curated record. Gene Ontology annotation, biological process: peptidyl-histidine dephosphorylation. Lineage: Eukaryota; Metazoa; Chordata; Aves; Galliformes; Phasianidae. Gene Ontology annotation, molecular function: protein histidine phosphatase activity. Gene Ontology annotation, cellular component: cytosol.